Messenger RNA from Apodemus sylvaticus (European woodmouse), 411 nucleotides. It is a transcript of the gene Cimip1, whose product is annotated as chromosome 5 C20orf85 homolog. NCBI's taxonomy places the organism in Eukaryota, Metazoa, Chordata, Mammalia, Rodentia, Muridae. Bases 1 to 411 code for a protein of 136 amino acids. The record is from RefSeq and is a predicted model, not a curated record. The transcript has 4 exons.
AUGGCGCAGAAACCGCUCAGCACCACGGCCGCAGAGCGCAUGAACCUUGUGGCCCAGGACGAGAUCUGGAAAUACCGUCUGAGGGCUGAAUCUGAGGCCCGGCAAAACUGGCCAGCAAAGUGGGGAUAUUUAACAACUUCCAUGAAAGAGCUGCUCGAGGGUGAAGAAGAGCCACAAACCCCCAAGCCCAAGAUUGAGCUGCCCAGCCACUUCCGUGUCCGUCCAGUGAGCCCCAUGGACAAAUACAUCAAGAUUCUCCCAUCACCCCCAGUCCCCAAGACCACCCAGGGCUUCAUCGGAUGGCGAUCUGGCAUGCCAGCCCUGUACUGCUUGGAGCGGUACACAGAGGUCCGCAGCUGCAAAGGGACUUAUGCGCGGGAGCUGUGCUGGCCUAGGCAGGGCGUGCACUGA